UGGUGAAGGAGAGGGAGUUAGUUGCUCUUUUUUUUUUUUUUUUUUGUUAAGAGUGAAACACUAAGCCUUCAAGUAAAGAAGAUGCAGACUUUCCAUAGUAGCCAAUCUGUCAGGCCUUUUAAGAUGAGAAAGAGUUUUGCAACUAGACUGGAAGAAGUAGCUGGAAUUCGGGCAAAGUUCCCAACGAAAGUCCCGGUGAUUGUUGAAAGAUACCAUAGAGAAAAAUACCUGCCUCUACUGGACAAAACAAAAUUUCUAGUUCCACAAGAACUGACUAUGACGCAGUUUAUAACCAUCAUUAGAAGCAGAAUGGCCCUAAAUGCUACCCAAGCUUUCUACCUGCUGGUGAGUAACAAGAGUUUAGCCAGUAUGUCACUGACAAUGGCAGAAGUGUAUAGGGAUUACAAAGAUGAAGAUGGCUUUGUGUAUAUGACCUAUGCUUCCCAAGAGAUGUUUGGAUGCCUUCUACCCAGCACCGGAGGGAAACUUGCAGACCAUCUUCUAACAACUUAACUCUGUGGUUGGCAGCUGCAGCCAGGCAGCUUCUCUGUGAAUCGUGCCAGUUUGGAGAUCAGAGAUGCUCUUUCUAAUGUGGGCUCUUAAACUCUGUACUGAGGGCUAAUGGCCCAGAUGUUGGCAGGACCAACUGAUGCAGAAGUGAUGAUGCUGUCUUCCUAAACUUUGGAGAUCAUAUUUUAUAUUGAAGACACUAAUGGGUUUUUGAACUGCACCUCCAAAUGUCCUUUUUGUAAUGCUUUAGGGUUGUUUGUAAUGCUAAUGUUUAACUUAUAUAGCUGCUUCUUUUUGUUUUUUUGUUUUGGUUUUUUUUUUUUUUGUUUAAGGUUCCUCCUAAAGUCUGAGGCUAAUAUUUUCAAAUAAAGAAACUUUUUUAAGACUA
This is a messenger RNA of Alligator mississippiensis (American alligator), 898 nucleotides long. RefSeq names its product microtubule associated protein 1 light chain 3 gamma (gene MAP1LC3C). The record is from RefSeq and is a predicted model, not a curated record. NCBI's taxonomy places the organism in Eukaryota, Metazoa, Chordata, Crocodylia, Alligatoridae. Gene Ontology annotation, cellular component: autophagosome; cytosol; autophagosome membrane. The transcript is spliced from 4 exons. Gene Ontology annotation, molecular function: ubiquitin protein ligase binding. Bases 82 to 513 code for a protein of 143 amino acids. Gene Ontology annotation, biological process: autophagosome assembly; cellular response to nitrogen starvation; autophagy of mitochondrion.